Arachis ipaensis is the source of this 469-nucleotide messenger RNA. The record is from RefSeq and is a predicted model, not a curated record. NCBI's taxonomy places the organism in Eukaryota, Viridiplantae, Streptophyta, Magnoliopsida, Fabales, Fabaceae.
UAUUAUAGAUGGUUGCAACGAAUUUAGCAUGUUCCUGGAUGUUUGGUUUCUAUUGAAAUUAUUCAGUUGUUUUUGCUUUAGAUAUGAGUAUCAUAACUGCAUACCCAUAUUAUAAUUCUAUGUUUUCAAUAAUGUUAGGCACUGAACUUGAUCCCCAACAACAAUUUGACACAUCCAACAAGUUAAUCAAAUCCUUAAAACAACAUAAUUUCACUCCUGAUUUGGUGAAUUGCAGGAAAGCUUUACCUGAUGAAGAGACUCUACUUUUGGCUUCAUGUAACUAUGAAACUAACACUAAAUGGGGUCAAGAGAUUGGAUUCUUGUAUGGUAUUGUAUGUGAAGAUAUUCACACUGGAUUCAUGCUGAAUUGUAAUGGUUGAAAUUCAGUUUUUUGUGAUCCAGCUAAGCCACAGUUCCUUCGAAACAGUACAACUAAACUGAAUGAAUUGCUAAUUCAAGGAACAAGAUG